Molecule: messenger RNA, 2960 nt
Organism: Cynoglossus semilaevis (tongue sole)
Lineage: Eukaryota; Metazoa; Chordata; Actinopteri; Pleuronectiformes; Cynoglossidae
Gene: prkab1a
Product: protein kinase, AMP-activated, beta 1 non-catalytic subunit, a
Exons: 8
Coding region: 359-1165 (268 amino acids)
Biological process (GO): signal transduction
Cellular component (GO): nucleus; nucleotide-activated protein kinase complex; cytoplasm
Molecular function (GO): protein kinase binding
Source: RefSeq, a predicted model, not a curated record
AGCGGAAGGGGCGGUUUUGUUUUUAUUAUUAGUGCGGUGAUAUGAGCAGGAGGAGUUACUACUGAUAAGAAGGACUUAAACAAAAAAAAUGAGAAAAUGCCGAUACGUAUGAAUUAAUUUUUCCACAUCGAUUCACUCCUGUUGUUGUUGUAGCCGCUCGGAACUGCUCGAGGUCACAGCACUUUAACCAAGUGAUGCUAAGCUGCUACUGCCGUUAGCAGUAGCCUCGUAAAUGUCAGUUAACUGUCGCCCUUUCCCGGUUUAAUUUAGACAAAGUCGUCUGCCGUUCACUCCAGUGUGUCAGUAGUGACCGCCGGGAUUCAAGUGACCUGGCCUCAGGCUACAAGAACAGAGAGCCAUGGGGAAUACAAGCAGUGAGAGGUCUGCGCUGGGCCAGGAGAAGGCUCAGCGGAGAGACAGCCGGAGUAUCAAGGAGGGAGAGAGGCCAAAGAUUCUCAUGGAUAGUCCCGAAGAUGCAGAUAUUUUUCAUAGUGAAGAUAUCAAAGCUCCGUUAGAAAAAGAGGAGUUCCUCGCAUGGCAGCAAGACUUAGAAGCAGAGGACAAAGGGCUGACCCUAGACCGACCCACAGUCUUUCGCUGGACUGGUGAUGGCAAGGAGGUUUACCUCUCUGGGUCCUUCAACAACUGGGUCAACAAGAUUCCUCUUAUUCGAAGCCAGAACACUUUUGUGGCCAUCGUGGAUCUGCCAGAGGGGGAGCAUCAGUACAAGUUCUACGUGGACGGACAAUGGACGCAUGAUCCAACAGAGCCAAUUGUCACCAGCCAGCUGGGCACCGUCAACAAUGUCAUCCAGGUGAAAAAAACAGACUUCGAGGUGUUUGAUGCUCUGAUGGUGGACUCACAGAAAUGCUCAGACAUGUCAGACCUCUCCAGCUCUCCUCCUGGUCCUUACCAUCAGGAUGCCUACGCUCCCAAGCAGGAGGAGAAGUUCAAGUCCCCGCCUAUUCUCCCACCACAUCUGCUGCAGGUCAUCCUCAACAAAGACACUGGCAUUUCUUGUGACCCUGCGUUACUUCCUGAACCCAACCACGUGAUGCUCAACCACCUGUACGCUCUUUCCAUCAAGGAUGGCGUGAUGGUGCUGAGCGGCACACACCGCUACAAGAAGAAGUACGUCACCACCUUGCUAUACAAACCCAUCUGAGUGGAGAGCUCUGAAGACUCUUCAACCCAGUGUGUGCACUGAGUGCACGUUGCUACAUACAUUAGCUCCGCCCUAUUUGAUACUUAGACUGAAACCAGGAUUAGAAAUCAGCCACGAUUUUUCUCAGUAGAUCAUAACCUUGUGUGACAAAGCAGCUCUGAAUGUGUUGGAGGAAAUUUGUAGAUAAUCCCUUCCUCAUUGAUAUUGUUACAGCACAGAUUAGACGUGAAUGACCGACUGUAGAAUCUACUGGAGCAAAGGGUCCAUGUGCAAAUCUACUGGUUCACAUUAUGAGAUGAUGUCGUUGUAGUCAUUAAUCACAUUGACAAGACAGGAGACGACACUUCGGUAAAAUAUCAUGGGCUUAUGUGCCCCCCCAUUAAACCAAGAUGUCAGGUCCUUGUGUAGCUGAAGUGACAUUUAGGUUUAUCGUUACAUUCCUAGUAGCUGGUGACCAUCUUCCCUUUGGUAAAACUCCAUAGGUUCGUUCCCACUCAAAAGGCACUUUCUGUAAAUGGCCAGUAAAACUGCUGUCAUCAUUGAAAAUCAUGAAUGUGAAUGUUCAGAAAAAAUGCACUGCAAAAGUUUUCCUCACUGUUAAUCUUGAAAAGGCUACAGUUAGCGUUGUCUUUGCAGCAUACGUAGUAUUUACAUUGUACAAGUUCAUAUUUUACUCUUUUCUUCCUGUUCACAUUGUGCCCAGUGUGGUGCUUUGGCCCAGGGGCAAUGUCUCUGUCAUUGGUGGGUUCACCUCCUGAGCAAGAAGGUUCACCAGGGGCUGGUGCAGUGCAGUGUGAUUUAGGUGGCAGUCAUAGACACUGCUGCCCCCGCGACCCGGUAACAGAUAAGUAACAUUUCAGUAAAAAUACUAGGACUGCCCCCUCCCAUGUUCACUCAACAGUCACUUUAUGAGGAACAUCUGUGGCUCAUCAUCCAAUCACAAUGCAGCACAUCAACGUAUCUGGCUGAAGCAAGAGAAAGUUGUUUAACAUGUUGGUGGAGAAUAGUCAAAUUAACUCAAAGUGACGGUAAAAAGGUAGUCAUAGACGGGGCCUGCAGGAGUGUGGGGCUAAAAUGUGAAGAUCAUAUUUAAAAUCUUGAUUAUAGAAGUAAAAAGAAAACCACAAAAGUAGAAAAGUAAACAUGUUCAAGAUUUUACAGUUAAAUGUUGUUAAAUGCUUUAACUGUUGCACGGUCUUAACUGCCACUGGGGUAUUUUGUCACGUAGUAAUUCUCAGUUCCAAACCCAGAAUGCAAAUUCUUACUGACUCUUCUCCCUUCUGGCUGCUGCAGAAAAGCCUUAGCUGUGUUAAGUGAAAGAAUUGACCUGAGGUUUUGAAGAAUAAAAGGGUCUCUUUUUUAAUGGAUUGAAGUCGUACAAUCAAAGUCUUUUCUGCAACACUGACACUGGGUUAAACUACUGAAGGUCUUUUAUAUCAUUUUGUGUUGUUUUUGUCUGCUACCUACAGAUUGUUAGCUUGCAUGCUAAUGGCAAAAUGACACUCUGAGUAUGGGUCAGUCCAGCCUUUUAGAUGUCAACAUCAGUCUAUAUUUAUUUGCAGUGAUUAAGAUUAGUCUUGCUGACAUUGUAGUGGGACGCACUCGUAUGACAUCAUGAUUUAAAAUGACCACUUGAUUGACAUGAGAACAAUUACUUUAAGCCUUGAUGUGUGAUCUGUGUUCAUUAUUUUAUUUAGGAGAUGUUUGUAUUAAACACCACCUUAGACACCAAAUGUAUGUGUUUGACUCUGUUUAUAUUUGUGACAAACACAAACUAUCAAAAUGAAUUAAAAUU